This is a messenger RNA of Talaromyces atroroseus, 792 nucleotides long. RefSeq lists its product as hypothetical. Gene Ontology annotation, molecular function: oxidoreductase activity. NCBI's taxonomy places the organism in Eukaryota, Fungi, Ascomycota, Eurotiomycetes, Eurotiales, Trichocomaceae. The transcript has a single exon. The coding region runs from base 1 to 792 and encodes 263 amino acids. The record is from RefSeq and is a predicted model, not a curated record.
AUGGCCACUGAAGCGUACAACAACAAUAAACUCGCUGGGAAGCAUGUGCUGAUCCUAGGCGCCACAUCUGGUAUCGGCUUUGCAGUUGCCAAAGCUUGUCUGGCGUCCAAAGCCUCACUUACCAUUUCGUCAUCAUCCACUGAACGCAUCCAUUCGACGAUGCAGAAGCUACACACCGGCUUUCCUGAUGGUCAAAUCAAAGGCUCUGCAUGCAAUCUAGCUGGCAAGGACGUGGAGCAUGAAAUCCAGCAGCUCUUCCAACAAGCUGAAGCGGAAAGCGGCAAGGUUGAUCACAUAGUCUACACCGCAGCGGACGCUUUAGCUAUUACACCGGUUCAAGACAUUACACGAGAGAAAAUCAUUGCCGCUGGCCAAAUGCGUUUUGUGGCGCCAAUCUUGGUUGCUAAGAUUGGCUCGCAGUAUCUAUCUUCAGGCCCAGAGUCAUCGAUUAUUUUUACAUCGGGAACUGUAUGGGAACAUCCUUCACCAAACUGGACCCUGAUUGCGGGAUACAUGGGGGGAGUGUGCAGUGUCACACGGAAUCUUGCUCUAGAUUUGAAGCCUAUCCGUGUGAAUGCUGUUAGCCCAGGACUGGUUAAUACGGAAUUAUGGGAUCCGCUUGUUCCAGACAGUGAGCAGAAAGCGGGCAUGUUCCAAUAUCAAGCGCAGAAACAUGCCACUGGACGAGUAGCAAAGCCAGAAGAUGUAGCAGAAGCUUAUCUGUAUCUGAUGAAAGAUGUCAACAUCACAGGUCGGAUUAUCAGCUCUGAUUCCGGUGGGCUCCUGAUGUAA